This is a messenger RNA of Malassezia vespertilionis, 1113 nucleotides long. It is a transcript of the gene RRP36, whose product is annotated as rRNA biogenesis protein rrp36. Bases 1 to 1113 code for a protein of 370 amino acids. The record is from RefSeq and is a predicted model, not a curated record. Gene Ontology annotation, cellular component: nucleolus; 90S preribosome. NCBI's taxonomy places the organism in Eukaryota, Fungi, Basidiomycota, Malasseziomycetes, Malasseziales, Malasseziaceae. Gene Ontology annotation, biological process: maturation of SSU-rRNA from tricistronic rRNA transcript (SSU-rRNA, 5.8S rRNA, LSU-rRNA). The transcript has a single exon.
AUGGCCAACACAGGCCUUGGGCGCAACCGCGCAGCGAUGCCUGAGACGGCGUAUGUCGAUGUAGAGGAUGCACCAACAUCGUCAGAUACAUACAGCGAUGCAGAUGUUAACGAGCAUGACGCUGCUGCGUAUUACGACCAAGACAGCGACCAAGGUCCGGGGUAUGCACAAUUCUUCGACGAAGACGACUUGGAGGAAGAUGCGUCGGAUGACAGCGACACGGCCUCGUCCGAUGGCGAGAGUGCACUCCGCCAGCAGAUCGAGAGUGUCCCAUAUGCGAACUUAGUGCGUGCACAGCGAGCGAUGCGCAAGCAUGCGCCGAAACGUGAAUCGACCGACCCAGACACGCUGCGCAAGCGGCGCGAGCAGGCGAAACAGCUACUGCGCGAACAGACGCUGCAAUCAAAAGGCAAGCUUCCGCGCACGACAGCGAGGAGCGAAGCACAUGGCCACAUUGAAAAGCGCGAGCACAAAUCCGCGCCUACGGCCACCUCCUCUCGCCGCCCGGUAAGUCGCACACGCACAGUUGUGGAGCCUAUGCAACGCUCAAAGCAGCGCGAUCCUCGCUUUGACAAUCUGUCGGCAGGCCCUGUGAACAUGGAUCUUAUGCAGAAAUCGUACAAAUUUUUGCCUGGCGUCUAUGAAGAAGAGCUUGCUGCCUUGCACACAACACACAAGCGGUUAAAACGUAUGGAGGCGCAUCAUGCAGGACCACGCGCGACGAGCGAGCAGGCACUGCGCAUCCGCGAGGAGCGGCAGAAUGUCGAGCUAGCGCUUCGUCGUGCAGAGAGCCAGCGCAACGAGCGUAAAAGGCGCGGGCAGGAACGAGCAGUCAAGUCCACCAUUAAAAAGGAAAACCAGCGCCGUGUCGAUGCUGGCCAGCAGCCCUACUUCCCGAAACGCAAAGAGCAGCAUGCAGCGUUGCUGCAGAAAAAGUACGAGCACCUCGCGGGUCCCCAAGGCAGCGGUGCAGCGGUCAAGAAGGCGAUGGAGCGCAAGCAGCGCAAAGACGCACAAAAAGACCGCAAGUCGCUCGACGCAGCGCUCGGCGGCGGCUCACGUACGGAUAUGCGCUCGGAUAUGCGGCCCCGCAAGCGUGGGCGCCGAGGUUAG